AAGUUCUAUCCCUGAGUUUUCUGCUGUACCAUUUCCGAAGCUGGCGCGGUCGAAACGUUGUCCAAGGAGGAGAAGAGCCGGUACCUUUAAUGAGAAAUUCCGCGUGCCCUUCCAUAUGCACCUCCCUCUCAAGUCGUGCGCAAGGUUGCAGAUAGAAAGAAAUCAGAGAGAGCAACUCCUCCUCCCCUUCGCUUCCCUCCCUCCCAGAUGGCUUCCCAACUCCCUCCCUCUUUCCUUCCUGAAAUCGGCCCCGACGGGAUCGCCAGAGAAAAUCCCGUCAUCGCCUACACCGAGAAGCUCAUCGAGGAAGAGCAUAUCCAGCUCAAGAGAUAUAUCCAAGAAAAUUAUUCCAAGAUUCGUGAUGUUGAAUGUGAAUUGGAGAAUCUUACAUUGGAGUUGAAACUGACAGCGGGGCCAAAGAAAGCAGCACUCGAGCACUUGCGAAAGAAGAUUGAACUACAAAGUGAAAGAAUACAUGUGGCUAAGCUCAAGGAAGACCAAGCGAAGAAGGUGUGGGAAGCUGCAUCUCAAGCUGUUAGGGAUGAGGAGGAAACAAAGAAGAAGCUCUGUGAUGAUGUAAAUCAGCUGGUCCAAGAAAGCACGGCCACUCAACUUACAAGACUGGAGGAGUUAAAAAGGCGUCUUGCAGCUCUUAAUCCUAGCAGGAGUUCCUCUGUUGUUUAUGGUGCUAAGUCUGUGCAACAGACUGAUAUCAAUGUCACAGCUUCACAGCCUGCCCAGCUUCAACCAGCAGAAUCAAGUGGCAACGUGCCUGAAAAUACACUAACAGGAGGAAACAAUAGUGGUCAGGCAGCCGUAGAUGGGCAAAACCAACAACCUGUUGAAGUAAAAGAAAAGAAAAGAAUCCCAAAUUUGGGAAGAGGGAAGGGCAGCAUGAUCCUGCCCAAGGGAAGAGGACCUUCACACUCUGGAUGGACCGGGGCUGGAUUUGAUGUUGGUAAUGGUACAAGAUCGUAGGGUAAUUUCAGAUUCCCUAUGGCAGCAUUAAAUGGGUUGAUAAAGGAUGGGACUUGGACAUUUCUAGAGGCAUCCUAAUGGGGGCUACUUGAUUGGACGUAAGCAUUUCUGGAGGCAUCAUUCAUUCUUGUUGUUUUCAGUUAUCAACGUCAUUUUUUUUCCUUUUCUCAGCUCAUUUGCUGUUUUUAGUGAUGAUGAUUAGAAAUAUAUUACUCAGCAUGCCUGGCAGAUCGUGGACUUUCUUUAACGGCAUGCUCUUCCAUCCAAACUGAAUCUGUAUAAAGAGAAGGAAAAAAGGGUUUACCCAUGAAAGUCUGGGUGUAUCCUAGACUCUAGUUGCAUGCUGGUAACUUCCCAUGGCAAUGGAGCAUUUUAUGAAUUUGAUUAUGGAGUGAAAGGGAUUAAGUGAUUCCAUGGAUGUGCUAAUGGCUCUUACCACACCAUCAUUUCAAGGAGUUUUCAUCCUCUCUCAAAGAUUUCAAGCGGAUGUGUUUAUGGAUUGUCAACUGUCAAGGACCACCACCAUUUGUUUCACUUUAUUCGUUCCCUGUAACUUGAGAGCAACAUAUCUGUCUAGAUUGGCAAUAAAAGGAGGAUGGAUGAGACAACCUUAAGUCAUCCAUGGUGACAAAUCCAAAGUUAUGUCAACUCUUUGUCGUUCUGUAAUAGAGACUUAACAAACUUUGUUUCUUCUCUUUCUUUUCUGUGGUGGUAGCGAAUGGACGAUUUUCAUAUAAAUCUAUUUGUCAUCCAAUAAACUAAUGUCAGAUCAGAUGUAUGUUGCUUCAUUUGAAUGCCUUGAAGAGAACAAAUUUG
This is a messenger RNA of Elaeis guineensis (African oil palm), 1794 nucleotides long. Lineage: Eukaryota; Viridiplantae; Streptophyta; Magnoliopsida; Arecales; Arecaceae. The record is from RefSeq and is a predicted model, not a curated record.